AAGUGGCCAAACUAGAAUCUAGAAUUUAUAAAGUACAUAUAGUUAGACAGUAGUCUAUCGCCGAUACUGAACAACCAAAUUGCCAAUUUCUGCUCCAGAGUAAAAUUGGCAAAAAUUGGUCUGUACUUGUGUAGGCGGGACUGACAUGCAUGUGCACGUGUGUGUGCGCGCAUGCGCAGAAGAAUAGCACUAACCUAACGCUUGUCACUUUAUCAAGUGACAACAAGAGUCAAUUAAGAAGAUCCUCAUUCCUCUCCCUCCUUCAUCUGCCUUCGCGCUCAGUCUCUUAGUAAGUUUGAUCUCACGUCAUCAUAUCAAGGAGUUGUGAUGGAUUCUGUUCCAUUCUUACAUGUGGAAUAUCUCGUUAAGACAGGGUUGACAUAUGAUGAAGUUAGCAAGGAGUUGGAGAGAGUUUACCCUGGAGUUAGUGGAUUGUCUCCUCGUAGCGUGAGAAGAUAUUGUAAGGUUAAUGGUAUCUCUCAUUUGAAUGAAAGGGAAAUCGAAUCUUUAGCUACAGAAGCAAUAAUGGAGGUGGGGGCAUCCUAUGGCAGAAGACUCAUGAGAGGAUAUCUAUUGUCUAAAGGAUUUAGGAUUUCUGAAAGAAACAUAUCUUCUGCAUUGAAAGUAGUGGAUCCCAUUUCAUAUGAAGAACGUCGUAAUAAUUCACUGGAUCGCACAAACCCAAUUCCUUAUCGGCCAAGGUAUUACGGGCACAAGCUUCACGUAGAUCAAAACGAGAAACUGAUUCUAUUCGGGGUUACAUUAGUCAUGGCAAGAGACGGCUUUUCGGGGAAAAUAAUCUCUUACGGUGUCAUGCCUAUUAAGAAUAAUAUUGCUAUAUAUGAUCUUAUUUACAGGAAAGCAUUGCAAGACUAUGGCCUAUGGGACCAAAUUAGGGUAGACUGUGGAAGAGAGUUUUACCUCAUGUUGUUUAUACAAGAAAUUUUACGUCAAUACUAUGGUUCUUCUGAUGUAUGCCCUUAUGUACAAUCAACAUCUACAGAAAACAUGCCCAUUGAACGGAUUUGGUCUGAAGUAAACCUAAGAGUAAAUUAUCCGGUGAAAAGGAAAUUAAUUUCCUUAGUAGAUGAUGGGUAUCUAGAUAUGGGAGAUGAAACCACCAAGUUUUGUGUAUCGUUUAUUACAUGCAGAGUGGUUCAUGCUGGCAUUGAAAGAUUUGUGGAUGCAUGGAACGAACACUCUAUUCCCAGAUUAGGAGUUCCAAAUGAAAUAGCUGAAUAUGAUGAUUAUAUUACUGUUCUACCUCAAGAUCAAAUCCCAAGUGUAGAAGAUGCAACUGAAUACUACGAGUCUCAAGGAGGCCAUUUACGUAUUCAGAGUAACUUUGGAGUAGAUCCAUUAGCAGCAAGGCUUGACCUUAUUUUGCUACGGGAUCAAUUGUUGUUUAAUAGAUUACCAAGUAAUGCUGAUAUGUUUAGUGAUGUCGUCUCUGGAAAUGGCUAUUUGUUACAAACAGCAAUUUUAGAGUGUAUAGAAGUGACUAAUCGUUUUACUUUACUUAUUUGACAUUAAAAUUCCUUAUUUGAAGGAAUGAAUUGAGAAAAAUUGUGUGAACAAAAUCAA
Molecule: messenger RNA, 1584 nt
Organism: Amphimedon queenslandica
Lineage: Eukaryota; Metazoa; Porifera; Demospongiae; Haplosclerida; Niphatidae
Exons: 5
Coding region: 328-1527 (399 amino acids)
Source: RefSeq, a predicted model, not a curated record